This is a messenger RNA of Physcomitrium patens, 1049 nucleotides long. RefSeq lists its product as uncharacterized. The record is from RefSeq and is a predicted model, not a curated record. Lineage: Eukaryota; Viridiplantae; Streptophyta; Bryopsida; Funariales; Funariaceae.
AGUGUCUCGACAUUCGACACCAUCGCCGCCUCUUCUGCAUCUGCAUCAUCUUCAUCAUCCCCCGCUCUUCGUGUUUUUGUUUAAUUUCCCACUCGCCCCCGCCCUUUCUCUCUAUCUCCAAUAGAGCCUCGCUCUCUGUGUUUUAUAGCUGUGGUGAAAUUGCGUUGUUGCGCAAUACAAGGAUGCGGUGGUAGUUCAAUUGGUCUCAGUUUCUGUUUUGGUGAAUUGGCUCGCUCGCGCUUGCAGGGAGGGAGCUAGAGUUGCUGGAGAGAGUUGCAGUGCUGUUUUCGUCGCCUUUCGUCUUAUCUCUACUUAGUUUCUUUCUCCUUUUUUCUUUUUUUUCUAUUUUCUUUUUUUGGUGUGUGUUUGUGUCUGUGUGUUUGUUUGUGCUUUUGAUCGGCUUUGCAGUGAGCGUGCUGUGUCGUGAUCAUGUCUUGUGGAUGUGGGUGCUGCCCCAAGUGCGGCUGCCAGGCUACCUGCACUUGCAAUCACAGUAUGACGUGGUGCGACCAUACCAUGAGUGACUUCAGCUAUGCAGUUAUAUCGGCAUGGAGAUCGUACCCCAGGAGAACGCAAAGUGCGGUGCCAGCUGGGACUGCCCAGCCGAAAUCCGUGCCAAUGGAAACUCUAGCGAGUGUCUCUUCUUCGAGGUUGCCGAGAGCGGCAACGAUACCUGCCUGGAUGGGACUUGCGCCAAGAAAGGAGGGAUAUAUUUCGAGUAGAUUGGCAUGCCAGUCAAAUGCGACUGGUGACUGGCACCUGCAUCUGUCCAGCGGGCUCCUGUACCAUGUUACAGUGUCAAUAUGAGGAAUGUGCGGGAGGGGUGUAAAAGAAUAGGUAGAGUUGUUUCUUUUGGAAAAUAAUCACAUCAGUAGUCAGCGGAACACACCACCACUGCUUGGAUCACCAGGACUAGCAGGAGCCAGUCAUUAGAUCCUCAGUUUCUGGACUUUUAGUAUUACGGGCCAGCCGGUCUGCCGACGGCAUGGGUUGAUCGACUAUAUUACUGUGUGCUUAGUCACAUUAAAGGAUUACAUCUUCGCCUAUUU